Molecule: messenger RNA, 1470 nt
Organism: Dovyalis caffra
Lineage: Eukaryota; Viridiplantae; Streptophyta; Magnoliopsida; Malpighiales; Salicaceae
Source: the annotation of a GenBank genome assembly
AUGUCGGUGCUUGCAGUUUCAAAUGCCACUGGAUUAUUGAGAAGAGUCUGGUAUUUAUUUCUGCAGCUUUUGGUCAUUUUAUGUUAUGUAAUUUCCAUCACCGAUGCCGAUUUAGCUGAUAAUCUGUUUGAAGGACCAACCUUAUCUCCAUCCAGAGUGCCUUUGGCUGCACCAGCCAUUCCUGAUCUACCCCUCCCAGCCAAUCUACCGUUGUUACAUAAACCAUGGAAAAAACAUUUCUCGCCUCAUGGUGCACCAGCAUUUGUGGUAGCACCAGCCCAACCUCCUAACUAUGGUCCAUUGAUAACUUCUGGUCACCCCCCUACUAGUUCACGCUUGUCUAAACCAUCAACGAAGAAGAAUGCAUUGGUGCCUCCCAGUGUUGGAUUGGUAGAUGUGGCUCCUACUCAGUCUGGUGAUGGCACAAAUCCUACUGGUUUAGCUCAGCCCCCAUUAUCUCCUUCUGUCUCUGACUGCUGUAAACCAGAUAUGGUGCUGAAACGAGGGAGUCAUGGUUGCCACUGUGUGUAUCCGAUAAAGCUUGAUCUUCUCCUUUUGAAUGUCUCACAAAAUCCUAAUUGGAACAUGUUUCUAGAAGAACUAGCUUCCCAGCUUGGCUUGCUAGUUUCUCAAAUUGAGUUGAUAAACUUUUAUGUACUAAGCUUAUCGAGAUUAAAUAUUUCAAUGAAUAUCACUCCUCACACUGGAAUCAGUUUCUCUGCCAGUGAUGCAUCUGCAGUAAACUCUUCGCUUGCCUUGCGUAAGGUUCAUUUUGACUCCACUCUUGUGGGUGAUUAUAGACUCCUGAAUCUUACUUGGUUUGAACCUCCAGCACCUUCGCCAGCUCCUAUUGUUGCUUCAUCACCUAUGGAGGCACCGGCUCAUCAAUCUUCAACUUCGACAUCAGUUGGUUCUUCCAAGAAAGGCAAACAUACAAAUUGGAUUCUUAUUCUGGGUAUUGGUGCUGCCAUUGUGAUUAUCUCCAUUGUAUCUAUGCUUAUAAUCUGUUCGUGCGCAUUCCGCAAAGGGAAGCCUAAAGCAUCUCCUAAAGAAACUGUAAAGCCAAGGUCCGUAGAUCCAGUUUCAGCAGCAGGGUCUCUUCCACAUCCUUCAAGUACUCGGUUUAUAGCCUACGAGGAACUUAAAGAAGCAACAAACAACUUUGAACCUGCAAGCAUACUUGGAGAGGGUGGAUUUGGUAGAGUUUUCAAAGGUGUCUUAAGUGAUGGGACAUCUGUAGCAAUUAAGAGGCUUACUAAUGGAGGGCAACAAGGGGAUAAAGAAUUUUUGGUGGAGGUUGAGAUGCUUAGCAGGCUGCACCACCGUAAUCUUGUCAAACUAGUGGGCUACUAUAGUAAUCGCGACUCUUCACAAAACCUACUGUGCUAUGAGCUUGUUCCAAAUGGAAGCUUAGAGGCCUGGCUCCAUGCUGAAUCGUAUUGGUGCCAACCUGGCUUAACACCGGUGUGA